AUGGCGUCGGUGUCACCACCAAAACCCUGGGAAAGAGCAGGUGCUAGUGGGAACGCUUUAUCGUCUGCGCCUAUUGCUGGAAAUCCUGUUGCAUCUACCGCGAUGACCUCGCCCUCUGCGGGCAACCCCGCAACCGCCUCGACUACCUCCGCCCCCGAAUUACCCUCCCGCCCCAGUGCUCUUAACUCUGUGGUCAACACAAAUGCUUCCAACUACUCUCCGUACGGCGCAUCGCGUUUUGGAACUAGCCCUUACGGAGGCUAUGGAGGUAUGAGUGCAUACUCUUCUCCAUACUCUCGCUUCGGCUCUAUGGGAUCAAUGUAUGGUGGCUACGGCGGCAUGGGAGGCAUGUACGGGGGCAUGGGAGGUAUGGGAGGCAUGUAUGGAGGCAUGCCUGGGCAGGACCCAAAUGACCCCAACAGCCUCACCAACUCUUUCAGCCAGAGCACCCAAGCCACUUUCCAGAUGAUUGAGAGUAUUGUUGGAGCAUUUGGAGGGUUUGCCCAGAUGCUGGAAAGCACUUAUAUGGCCACUCACAGUUCAUUUUUCGCUAUGGUCUCGGUCGCAGAACAGUUCGGUAACCUGCGAACCACCCUCGGCUCGGCUCUGGGGAUCUUCACCAUCAUCCGUUGGUUCCGCACAUUAAUCGCCAAACUCACCGGUCGUCCUCCCCCAGCCGAUGCUACUGCUCUGACUCCUGCUGCAUUUGCAGCUUUCAUGGGUGGACGCUCGGCGCCUAUCACCCUCCCAGAUGGCUCGCCGGCUCCCGCCAAGCCUUCAAAGAAGCCGUUCUUCAUGUUCCUUGUUGCUGUUUUCGGUCUCCCUUACCUGAUGGGCAAGCUGAUCAAGGCUCUCGCCCGAUCGCAAGAGGAGCGUCGCCAGCAACUUGCUGGUCCCAAUGGUGAACCGCAAUCAGCGUCCCUGGAUCCGGCCAAGCUGGACUUUUGCCGUCUCCUCUACGACUACUCUCCCGAGACCCAGGAGAGCAAUGGCAUUGACCUGGCCGUGAAGAAGGGUGAUAUUGUUGCUGUCUUGAGCAAGUCUGACCCUAUGGGCAACGCUUCAGAAUGGUGGCGCUGCCGUGCUCGUGAUGGACGUGUGGGUUACUUGCCUGGUCCUUACCUGGAGACUAUCCAAAGACGACCUAAUCAACAAGCCAUUACAUCUGGCAGUGCGCCAGCCUCCCGUACAAACUCAAUUAGCGGUGUCAUUUCUACCGAUCGCACAAAGAGUCUCACCUCAGUCCCCAAGUCAGCUGGUGAUCAGCCGCCCGAGCUGAAGGGCAAGAUGGGCGACAUCUCGCCUGAAAGUUUCCAGAAGAGCACCUUCUAUUCUUAA
Penicillium malachiteum is the source of this 1338-nucleotide messenger RNA. It is a transcript of the gene pex13, whose product is annotated as peroxin PEX13. The transcript has 3 exons. The record is from RefSeq and is a predicted model, not a curated record. Gene Ontology annotation, cellular component: peroxisomal importomer complex; peroxisome; peroxisomal membrane. The coding region runs from base 1 to 1338 and encodes 445 amino acids. NCBI's taxonomy places the organism in Eukaryota, Fungi, Ascomycota, Eurotiomycetes, Eurotiales, Aspergillaceae. Gene Ontology annotation, molecular function: protein binding. Gene Ontology annotation, biological process: protein import into peroxisome matrix, docking.